Molecule: messenger RNA, 5761 nt
Organism: Octopus bimaculoides (California two-spot octopus)
Lineage: Eukaryota; Metazoa; Mollusca; Cephalopoda; Octopoda; Octopodidae
Product: chemotactile receptor for terpenes 1 pseudogene
Source: RefSeq, a predicted model, not a curated record
UUAUAAAAGGCAGUCUGUACGUUUCUGUCCUUUUUGUCGACCUUAACACAUUUGACACUAGAUAUUUUUAAGAAUGCAAUAUAGCUGAUGUUCUGAAAUUUCUCUGUCAUCACAACGUUACAAAACCUGCACUGAAUUUGACUGGCAAAAUCUUCCAUGGUUUAACAAAUUGAAAGUGCGCAAGAAAUUAUUCACAAUGGGAAAUGACUGUGGUGUUCGUGUAUGAAAGACUGUCGCAGAUAAUCCAUUGUAGGAGGUAAAGCGAAGGUAUCCUGAAAUGGUUAAUGUGAUACAGAAAAACGGAAGUCAUUUUGGAAACAGAAUUGAGGCCAGCCGUUAAUCUAAAACAAGCGUUAGAAAAUUUUGCUUCACACGGUAAUCAGUAGUAUAAAAUUGGUACUUGAAGAUGAUAAUUUUUUCAAUGGUAUGAAAAUGUUCAACGAAAUUUAAGCUGCUGUUCCUUUGCAUAUAUUGCUAUUGCCGAGUCACCUUGUUACUUCGUACAUAUUUGGCACCAAAUAAUUACUUCAAUUUUUCCAUUUAUAAACAUUGCUACGUGAACGGAUAUCUAUUUGGAAUCGCAGUCGUAUAAGUAUUAAAGCUGACUUGCAUAGAUACUUCUAACGCAAUUAAAUGAUUAAAUAUCCUUGUCUAAUCAAGUGGAAAAAUAAUAUUCUCAUUUUAAUAACCAAUUUAACCCGAAAAAAAAAGCAUCUUCAUGAAAUAUUGUAUAUAUCAAAACACAUUUAAAAAUAAGUGCUGCAUUGUGGGAUAACUCGUUGCUUACAUAGUGCAUUUAAAGUGAGAUUUGUGUAUUAAAUGCAUUCUAUAAAUCUGUAGUGUUCUCUCGAAAACUCUAUAUAUCUUAUUUCGUUUAGCAAUGCUAAACUGUACAACAGUUAUUUAGUUCAGCACAACGAUUACAAAAUUGAUACAAAAAAAAAUAUUUACUGGGAAACAUUAGCACAAGAAUAUACCAAUAUAAAACACUUGAAAAUAUUACAGAAAAUGAUGCUCAUGAAAUAUUUGACUUUUAGCUUGAGUUCAAUUGUAUUGAUAGUAAAUUCCAACCCAACGCAUGAGGAUGAAGAGCGAUUGAAAAAUACCUUGCUUUUGAAUUAUAGAAAAGAUAUAAGACCUGUUUUUAAUCUGUAUACAACUAUUGAUGUAAGUAUUAACUUGACUCUUCACACACUGUAUGACUUGGACUUCGUAAAUAACUUACUGAAGGCUCGGUAUUUGAUUUCAGCAUGGUGGACUGAUGAAUAUCUGACCUGGAAUCCAUUGGACUAUAACAACAUUGAACACAUAUAUAUACCAGAAAAUCUUAUAUGGACGCCAUCUCUGAUGAUGUGUAAUUCAGUGAAUGAGCAAGGUGAUUCGAAUAUCAAUCGCGAAGUAUACGUUGACUAUGAAGGAACAGUGUAUUUGUGGUCUCUUAAGUACAUAGAGACCUAUUGCCAAGUCAACGCUUAUACGUAUCCAUUUGAUGUCCAUUACUGCGGAAUAGAAAUGUGUGUUCCUUUACAUUCUCCUAACGAAACAAGAAUACAAACAAUCUAUUACCGGAAUAUGAAUUUUACAGAAAACUACAAGUGGGAUAUUCAUUUCUCUGGUGAGGCAAAUGGCAAAGUCGAAGAAUUCAGUUAUGCAUUAGUGGGAAUGAGGUUACGACGUAAACUCACCGUAGGAAUCCUAGCUAUGUUGAUUCCGACAGUAAUGAUGACUAUUUUAACUGUUUUUGUUUUUCUUCUGCCUCCUGAGUCAGGGGAGAAAGUCUCUUUAGCAACAACAAUAUUUUUAUCAAACGUCUUGUAUCUUGUUCAAAUCGAUAAGAAUACACCAAAAAAUUCGAAAAAUCCUUCACUGCUUAUCUUAUAUUUAAUGUUAUUGUCAAUGUUAAGUGGUAUCGUCACACUUGGAUCUGUGGUUAUAAGCAAGUUGCAUGUUAAUCAAUCAUCUCAAGAAAAUAAAAACAAAACUCAAAAUAACAAAGUUGCAGAUGCUUCAAUAAUUUCCACGGUAAAAUCACAAACUCUUCAUGAAAAAGAACUUCAAAGUAAGAAAAAGAGAAACUGCAUUUCCGAUCACGAAAGACUGGAUGCCAUAUUUCUAAAAAUUGCCAUCGUAUUAUUGGUUAUAAUUUCAAUAGUGUUUUUAGUUUUGUUAUUUGAGUUUGAUGACUUACAAGACCAACAAUAUUUAUGAUGUGUCUGUUAAUUUACGAAUCAUAAUUUUUAUCUUUUAUUUUUCAUAUAUCCUAUAUAUUUUCUUAGACAUUCUAUGAUCACGACGGAGUUUCGGUGUAAUCAAAAUAUUUAAAGAAUUUGCCUUGUACUUCUAAAACUCAGUCCCGAUUGCUACUAUAGAUAUAUAACUGAUAUUAAAUAAUUAAAUGUGCCAUUGCCAUGCUACAGUGUAUUUGAACAAAGUAGUAAUGAAGAGAGUUAUUGCUUUCGCAAAUAAGGCUUAAUUUAAAUUUCAAGCAUGAUAUUAUAAAUUUUAAUAAGUUUGAUAAUUGUAAUUUGGUCAGUAAUUCGUUUCGAAGGUAGUGGCGUAAAAGAUUCAACUGUAAACAGCGACAUUUAUGAAUUAUACAUCUAAGGUUAUGUGUUAUUACAAGAAAUGCAAGCAUAUGGGGAUGCGUCGAAAUAUACGAUCAUGUAACACAUUCAUAUUCGGUAUAUGAAAGUGAGCAUUGAAGAACAGUUAAUAUUGUAAGGAAAUAAGUGACACAGAAAAUAAAAGUGUUUUAACGUCUUUUGAGUUUAGUGUUACACCGUAUGACAUUUUACAUAAUCUCUUUGAUACAUAUAUGUAUAUAUGUGUGUGUGUGUGUGUAUGUGUGCGUGUGUAUAUAUAGGCGUGACUGUGUACGAAGAAUCUUGCUUUCUAACCACAUAGCUCUGGGUUCAGUUCCACUGAAGUGUAUUCUUCACUAACAUCGGGCCGACCAAAAACUUGUGAGUGGAUUUAGUAGAUAAAUACUGCAAGAAGCCCGUCAUAUAUUUAGAUAUUUAUAUGUCUCUAUGUGUGUGACCUUGUGAGUGCGUUUGUCGCCCCCAUCAUCGUUUGAGAACCGUUUAUUCCACAUAACGUAGCAGCUCGGCAAAUGAGACUGAUAGGCUUUAAAAAUAAGUCCUGGGAUCAAAUUGUUUGAUUAAAAUCUAGCAUGGCCGCAAUCCAAUGACUGAAACAAAAGAUAAAAGAUAUAACAAAUAUACGAAUGCAGAAAAUCAAAUCUUUAAUUGGUGAUUCCACUAUGCAAUAUCGACGAUGGUUUCUGUUGUAUCAACAUAUAGAGAUACAGGAAAUAUCAGUCAAUCUGAAAUAAGCGAAAAUGUAUGUUAACACAACAUUAUCAAGGCAAUGCAAAAUUUGUUAAAUUCAAAGUGAUAUCUUACGAUAAUCGGGGCUAUGCCCGUCUGCUUGUCCGUUUGUCCAUCUCUCUGUCUGUUCCCUCUUCGCGGCCAGAAGGUUGGACCAGUGGUUACGAUAUUUUUUAGGGUUACAAAGACCCUCAUCUGGAAGGGUUUUAGCGUUAAACAAAUCAGAAAGUAUGAUUCUUUCGUGGAUAUCGGUUUUUGAAUUGACGAACCAACUUCGCAUUUUUAUUAAAAAUUCACCGACGGCGAGUAACUCUGCAUUUUCAUCGUAUACUUGAUGGCUCCAUCGUAGAUACGAAGGCGAAAAUAAAUGGGAAAAAGUGUAUGUCAGUAUAUAGUGUGGGUGAUUAUUUAGUGGUUAAAAUGUGUCCGUCUCGAGCAGGAUUCGAAACGGCUAAUCGAAACGGCUGUUGUUUACAUCUUGGUUUUGUCAAUCAACAUAACCCACUAUAACAGAACAUCCAGACAUUAUUCGCAUAGAUCAGUGAAAGUUAAGUCUUGGUUUGAUUUUUUGCAACCCUAAAGAUUCAGCUCGUGCAUUUACUGCAAAUAUCGCACAUGGCCAGACUUUAGAUCUGUAUUUUAAACGACUACACAUUUCUGUAAGACAUCAACCAAUAAUCAAACAAUCAAACAUAUCCUCUUCAUGGAUGAUUUGAAUUUGUAUGAAAGGGAUAAGGCACAAAUGAGUUCUUUGUGGAACACGGUCCUUGCUUUAGUGUUGAUUUUAGAAAGUAACUUGGACUCAAGAAGUGUGGUAUAAUGUACACGAAAGGAGGCAAGGUAUAAUCACUGGAAUUACCUUCUAGAGAAUUGAUUAAACAAAUUGAAAAGAAAGGCCACAAAUGCCAUGGCAUACAAGAGUUCAACGAAACCAUGGAGAAGGAAAUGAAAGAACAACUUAGGGGUGGAAUAUUUCCGAAAACUAAGAUUGGUGUUGCACUCAAAGUUCACCGGAUGGAACUUAUCCGAAAACUAAGAUUGAUAUUGCGCUCAAAAUUGACCGGAUGGAAUAAAAUCCAAGCAGUUAAUAUAUGGGCAAUAACAUCAUUUAGGUAUGGAACUGGAAUCAUAAACUCACAAACGAAAGAACUGAUGAACAUAGAUAUGCAGUCAAGAAGAAUAUUGACGGUAUACAAAGACUUCUACAUUAAGAGAGGCACCGAUAAGUUAUACUUGCCCAGAAAAAAAAAAUGGGACAAGUUUGAUCAGCUGUUAGGAUUGUAUCAAAACAGAGGAAACCAACUUAAGGGUGGUAUGUAACCGUGGAACUAUCGUUGAAACAUAUGAAUAAGCCCGGCGUCAACAAAGUUGAUAAUUUGGUAAAGAAAGGAAGACUUAGAGAGGAAAAGAAGGCAAAGAAGAAACAGCUUGCUAGGAGAGAAAAUGUAUAGUCAGUUUGCAUGAGAUACGAACACGAAGACAGCUACAGAAGACCGGUGGCUAUGGAUGAGAAAUAGUGAUCUGAAAAUAGAGAACUAAGUACUAAUAUGAGAGACACAAGAACAAGUAUUACGAACUAUAUGAAGUGCAGUAUCGACGACACUAUCGAGAGUUACAAACGCGGAAGGUGUGGUGAGAGGGGUGAAACGGUAUGGCACGUCGUUAGCGAAUGUCCGAAAUUCGUACAACGCGAUUACAAAUGACGACAUGACAAUGUUGCGAGAACGAUACAUUGGGAGCACUAAGAAAACCACAGCCUAUAAAGGGCAAGACGUGGUCUGAGAAAACCCUCGAAGGAGCCACCGAAAAUGAAGAUUGCAAAAUCGUGUGGGAUGCAACGAUUCAGUUCGAUCGCCUGACCGGACAUCGGAAGCCGGACACUGAUGUGGCGAAUAAAAAAGAAAGAUUUUGCAUGAUAAUCAACAUAACAGACUCAUAGAAAAAGCUGAACAACUACGACGAUUUGAAGUGGGAAAUACGAAGGUUGUGGUAUAUGAAGAGAGAAGGCGUGAUAUCAAUAAUAACUGGCGCACUUCGAAUUAUCAGCACUUAUUAAGACUCAAACAGAUUGUACUUUAUUUACAUUUGACGGAUAUUUGUCCUCAUCUUGUUUAUUGUUAACACAACGUUUCGGCUUAUACCUGGUGCCUUCAUCAGGAGUCUUGGGGAAAUUUCGAACGAGAGUUCUCAUUCCUAAGGUAAUUUUUGAUUUUGUGGUUGUUGUUGAUUAUUAUUAUUAUUAUUAUUAUUAUUAUUAUUAUUAUUAUUAUUAUAUGGCGUAGUAGUUAAGAGCGCGGGCUACUAACUCUGAGUUCAAUUCCAAGCAGUGACUUGAAUAAUAAUAACAAUACUACUACUACUACUACUACUACUACUACUACUACUACUACUACUACUACUACUACUACUACUAAUAAUAAUAAUAAUAAUAA